CUGGAGCUGUGCUGUCCUCUGCUCUGUCAGGUCCCUGCCCUGCCAGUGCUCCCAGAUCUGAGCUGAGUGUGGGGCCCUGGGCAUGUGUGAGAGGCUGGUGGCAUGGCCAGGCCCAGCCAUGCUUGGGGACAGGAGCCAGGGGGACAGGAGUCAGGCAGCUCCUUUGUGCUGGCAGCAACAACUGGGGGAAGCAUGGCAAUGGCCUCUCCCAAAUCCAGAGCCUUUAGCCCCGCUUCAGUGUGAGCCUGGCAGUCCAGUCUCUGCUGAGGCUGCAGCAGCUGAGGUGUGGGUGCUGAUGCCACCUCACCACAGCAUCCUCCCGGUUGCUGUGGGAACCACAGGGGCUGCCAGCUCCCUGGCCCCCGGGGCUAAUUACUGCCAGCGGGGAGGGCCGCAGGGGGAGGCGGGGGAGCUGCCUCAACUCUGGUUUGGUUGGACUCGAUGAACUUAGAGGUCUUUUCCAACCUAAAUCUGUGAUUCCACGAUUCCUGCACAGCCUUCAGCACCUCUGCAUGCUACAGGCUUGACUGUGGUCCUGCCCUGGAAGGGGCUGAGCUCACAGAGCCAGCAUGGACCAGCCUCAGCAGCUCAGCCCUUUGCAGCGCCCAGAGGAUGCCUGGCAUGGGGACCUUCUGCUGGAGCCUGGCUAAUGGCACGGCUGGCGGGGGGCCAGGGGGCUGGCGCAGGGCCCCACCCAGGGGUGGGUGAUGAGGGAGUGGGUGCCGAAGGACUGCAGCACAGGCCACCUGCCCCCACCUGGUGCCAGGCGCUUGCCCCAUCCCCUGGCCUGGCCCACAGCCCUCACCGUAACUCUGGGAUCCUGGGAGGGGCCCAGGUCUCCAACCAGGGCCGUGGACCCUGUGGCUGGUGAUCCGUGCCUGGGUGGAGAAGGAGCUCCUGGCCCGUCCUGCUCCUGGCCCCAGAACCUCAUUACUGAUGCUCCCGCCUCCGCCCUGGUCCCUGUGGACUGAGCCUGAGUGAGUACAGGAGGCUCUAAUGGCUCUGAGCAGCUCUUGAUGGGUUGCGAUGGAGGCGGGAGCAGGAGUGGCUGUGGUUUCUGCCUCCAUUGGAGCCAGAGCUGCCUCUGCUCAGGGUCGGCCAGGAUGAUGCUGGGUGGGCUCCUGCUCCAGCUGCUCCUCACCGUGGCUCUGUUACCCAGCAUCUUUGGGACAGGUACAGCCCCACUGCUGCCCCUCCUGUUCCCUGAACCUGUCCUCCCCAUCCCUGACGGAUCCCCCCAAAUCCCUUGGGGGUUGCUAUCUGACAGCCUAGAACAGAGGUUGGAGGGGUCUGUGCUAGGAGACAGUGGUCAACACUGGGAGGGGGAGGCUUAUGCUGGGGAUGGUGGCCCAGGUGUGGUGGUCCUGGGGUUGGUCCCACUGCAGCUCGUGUGUGGGGUGUAAUUGCUCUCUCCAUGGGGUCAUGGGGAACAGGGAGGGGUUCAGCUUGCAGAGAUGGGGGCUGACCUGAUGUCCCCGAGGGCUUUCCCCUCCCUUCUGCCACCACCCCCCUCCUCACCCAUAUUUGCCCUUGCUGAGGCCAUGGCAAGCACUGGUGGUCACGGCACAUGGCACACACGGGGGCAGGCACUGCUGGGGGGCUGGAGCCCACACUAAGCUGAGCCGAGGGUCCCUGUGUCAUUUUAGCCAGGUCCCCUGGGGCUAGAGAGCUGCAGCCCAGCCCAGUUCAUGCCUGCUGGGACUGGGAGGGCUCUGCUCUACGGCAUUCCUGCAAGGGCCACCUUGCUGGAGCUGGCAGCCUGUCCUGCCGGCACCGUGUGGCUCUGUGACCCACACAGUGGGGACUCAGUCCCGGCCCUCUCCAAGCCCCUGCUACCCACCGCAGUCUCCGUGCAGAACCUGCACCUCUGUGAGGGCUACGUUGGCCACGACGGCCGCUCCCACCCCGGCUUCUACUGCCCACGGCUGACUGACCCCCCCGGCCAACGCUACUGCUGCCAGCCCAGCCCGCGUGCCCUCAAGUCCUGCUGCUCCCAGCUGGCCUUGGAGGCCCUCACCGGGGUGAACCUCUCCAGCCUGGCCAGUCCUGACCUACUGCGGAACCCACUGGCCUUGCCCUUCGUUGGGCUCUACGCGCUCCUUGUCCUCCUGCUCAUGGCCAUCGACCUCUGCCAUUUCUACCGGACCCGACGCUGCCACCCCGCCCGCCUCCUGCCCUGCACCCGUUGCCUGCCCUGCAGACCCCGGGAAGGGCACCCACCCCGUGCCCAGCCUUCCCACGGUGCCCCCAGCCUGACACGCCCCAGCCGGGGCUGCUGAGGGUCCCGCGGGUGGGGCAGGGCGGGGGGCGUGGGGGGUGGCCUCG
Myiozetetes cayanensis is the source of this 2325-nucleotide messenger RNA. Its product is annotated as protein shisa-like-1. NCBI's taxonomy places the organism in Eukaryota, Metazoa, Chordata, Aves, Passeriformes, Tyrannidae. The coding region runs from base 1689 to 2279 and encodes 196 amino acids. The record is from RefSeq and is a predicted model, not a curated record. The transcript has 2 exons.